AUGAUUGCCCUUGGAGGUACUAUUGGUACCGGUUUAUUCAUCGGUACUGCUACUCCUUUGCGUGAUGCUGGUCCAGUUAACACGUUGAUCGCCUAUAUAUUUUUCGGUGUUAUGGCCUACUUUGUUACCCAGGCUUUGGGUGAGAUGGCUACUCAUACUCCUAUUUCUGGCUCAUUUUGCGUCUUCAAUAGCAGAUAUAUUUCUAAGGCCAUUGGUUUCUCCACCAACUGGUGCUACUGGUUCUCUUGGGCUAUUACAUUUGCCAUCGAACUAUUUGCGGUUGCUCAAGUCAUUGAAUAUUGGACCGAUGCAGUUCCCAAUUGGGCAUGGAUGCUUAUUUUCUAUUUUAUCCUAACUGCUGCCAACUUCUGCCCCGUUGAAUAUUACGGAGAAGUCGAGUUCUGGAUUGCCUUGGUUAAAAUCUUGGCCAUUAUUGGUUUCAUUAUUUAUGCGUUCUGCAUGGUUUGCGGUGCAGGAGUUGGUGGCCCUAUCGGCUUCAGAUACUGGAGAAACCCUGGUCCUUGGGGCCCAGGUGCUGGAUUGGUGUCAAAUAUCAAUACGGAUCGUUUCCUCGGUUGGCUAUCUUCGCUCAUUAACGCUGCCUUCACCUAUCAAGGUGUUGAAUUGACAGGAAUAACUGCAGGCGAGUCUUCUAAUCCUAGAAAAACCGUGCCUAAGGCUAUUAGCAAGGUUAUUUUCCGUAUCUUGAUCUUCUACAUCCUUACAUUGUUCUUUAUCGGUUUACUUGUUCCUUACAAUGACCCUCAGUUGGAUGACAGCACCACUUUCAUCUCAUCUUCACCAUUCUUAAUUUCAAUCGAACGUUGCGGCACUCCUGUUCUUCCAUCCAUAUUUAAUGCCGUUAUGCUUUGUACCAUUAUCUCUGCAGGUAACUCGAACAUCUACAUUGGUUCGCGUGUGCUCUACUCUAUGGCAGGAACUUCCGCACCUAAGUGCUAUGGAUGGACUACCAAACAAGGUAUUCCUUAUGUCGGUGUGAUUACAACGUCACUUUUCGGCCUUUUAUCCUUCUUGAACGUGUCCAAUAGUGGUCAGACGGUGUUCACGUGGCUAAUGAAUAUCACUGCAGUGGCCGGCAUGAUCUCUUGGAUCUUUAUAAGUGCAGCACACUUGCGGUUUAUGUCCAUUCUCAAAUCGAGAAACAUUUCUCGUAAUACUCUCCCAUUCAAGGCCAUAUUAAUGCCUUACAUGGGAUGGUUUACAUUUAUCAGUCUAGUGGUGAUUGUGUUUAUCCAAGGUUACGCUGUAUUUUUCAGCUUCAGCGCUGCAGAUUUCUUCGCUAAUUACGUCUCUGUGGUGAUGUUCUUUGCCUUUUGGAUCAUAUCUCAGUUGACCAUUUACAGACACGAGCCUUGGUUUAUUCCAAAGGAUUCAAUAGAUAUUGAUUCCCAGGCUAGAAAAAUCGACGAGGAAGUCUGGGAUGAACCUCAACAACAAAUGGGCAAGUGGGAGAAAAUUUGGGAUACUAUCAUGUAA
This is a messenger RNA of Brettanomyces nanus, 1497 nucleotides long. RefSeq lists its product as uncharacterized. The coding region runs from base 1 to 1497 and encodes 498 amino acids. Gene Ontology annotation, cellular component: membrane. Gene Ontology annotation, molecular function: amino acid transmembrane transporter activity. Lineage: Eukaryota; Fungi; Ascomycota; Pichiomycetes; Pichiales; Pichiaceae. The transcript has a single exon. The record is from RefSeq and is a predicted model, not a curated record. Gene Ontology annotation, biological process: amino acid transmembrane transport.